Melanaphis sacchari is the source of this 834-nucleotide messenger RNA. RefSeq names its product zinc finger protein 525-like. The coding region runs from base 1 to 834 and encodes 277 amino acids. The transcript has a single exon. The record is from RefSeq and is a predicted model, not a curated record. NCBI's taxonomy places the organism in Eukaryota, Metazoa, Arthropoda, Insecta, Hemiptera, Aphididae.
AUGAGUAAUCUGACUGAUAGCAGUAAAAAUAACACGGGUAAGCAACUGUAUUCAUGCAAUGUAUGUGACAAGUUUUUCAAACACAGAAGUAGUCUGGCGGUACACCGGCGGAUACACACAGGUGAGCGACCACAUAAAUGCAAUGUAUGUGGUAAAUCGUUUGCACAAAGUGGUAAUCUGGUGAUACACCAGAAAAUACACACAGGUGAGCGACCGCAUCUAUGUAAAAUAUGCGGAAAGGCAUUUCCAGUUAUCGCGUCACUAAUGACACACCAAUGGACACACACAAAUGAUAAACCAUAUUCAUGUGAUGAGUGUAAAAUGUCGUUUUGCACAAAAGCAAACUUAGCGAAUCAUCAAUGGAAGCAUACGGGUAUAAGACCAUACAUGUGUAAUAUUUGUGACAAGUUUUUCACGCAAAAAGGUACUCUGAACACACACCGACGAAUUCAUACGAAUAAGCAACCACAUCUGUGCAAAAUUUGUGAAAAAUCAUUUACCAGUAAAGGAAAUUUGAAAAAACACCAAUGGAAACACCGGUGUUGGAAACCAUACCCGUGUGAUGUAUGUGAAAUGUCAUUUAUCUUUAAGAAAGAACUAAAUAAGCACCGGCAGACGCACACAGGUGAAAGAUCGUUUGCGCGGGACUUAUGUGACAGAUCGUUCACACAAACAGACAAACUUAAGAGGCACAAAUCUAGUCACAUGGGUUCUCAGAUGCUUUGCCCUUUGGAUGUAUGUGAAGUAUUGUUUAAUAGUAAAAAAACUGACGAGGUACUUGCAGAUGCAUCGACAGAUUUGACCGUAUCUAUAUCACAAGUAGUUUUAAAAUGA